Messenger RNA from Hyaloscypha bicolor E, 1137 nucleotides. RefSeq lists its product as uncharacterized. Bases 299 to 886 code for a protein of 195 amino acids. The record is from RefSeq and is a predicted model, not a curated record. NCBI's taxonomy places the organism in Eukaryota, Fungi, Ascomycota, Leotiomycetes, Helotiales, Hyaloscyphaceae. The transcript has a single exon.
UUCCUAUGUCCCCUCCUCUCUCUGAAUCGAUAAUUCGUUUCAAUUUCCUCCUCAGCUCGAUCGGCUCCAGCCACCAGCUGCUCCUUUGAAGUCUGCAGAUCAACAUUCGAGCCCUCAGUCGAAUAUUUAUAUUGAUCGCUCUCCUUCUGCCUCACAUGCUUGUCAUAUCUGGCAUGCCCCUUGGCUUGGCCCUCGCCAAAGUGAGCGGGCAAAAUCGAACUCACACAUCCCCGUGGUGCCUGCUGGGGACUCUGUUCUAUACAGAUGGCAAAGGUCUACUGUAAGCCUAGCUUGCACAAUGAUCAGAGUCGCAAUCGUCGCUGCGCGACGCAACAAGGAGAGAUUUCCCCUUAUUACGGCUUCCCUCGAUUCUAAAGUGGCCACUGCGCCCUUUCCUCCUAUCUACCACGAACACAACCACGACUCAAAACACAACCUAAUCGAUUGUAUCGGUAUAUUGCCUCGCGACGAUAUAUACCUUCCCCUAGCUGGAUCUCUACUACCUAUACCUACCACGUAUUUAUACCGGGCUGGCCGACACUACAAAGGAGAAUUAAGGGCGAUGAUAUACAUGUUCCAGAGGGACCUCGGAGGGCAAAGUGUUGCUAUGUUCAGACUCGAGCCGGCACAAUGUUCUUAUUUCUGGGAUUAUUUGGCACAUACCCAGUUCCAAUCUGAACCUCCUCUCCCGAACCUUGAUCCUGAAAGCUUCUGGGGAUAUCCGUCGCUUUGGUUGGUCCCUCUCCCGUCUCUCCAGUCGAGGCUUCGAAGGAAUUAUGUUCAUUCGCCAGCAUCAUUGGGUAUCGUUGUCCCUUUUGUGCAAUAUCAAAUAGGUCUCCGCCUUGGUGAGGGUCUGUUGGUGCCAUUUUCGUUGAAGUAUCUCUAGGGAGGAUGCGGUUACAAGUUGUGGGAUCAGUGCGAGUUUGAUUGAAAGGUUGCUCAAUGAGGGCGGGUAACGUCUAUUGAUAUUAGCAUACCUACUCAGUUAGUGCAAUAUCAACGGCUUCCAUUGGGGGUGAGUUCAGCGGUUGUCGUCAUUUUUUCUGACAGAGCUGAUCUCUGGAGUAAAGAUGUUCGACGCAAUGAAGUCACAAUUGCUCCAGGUAACUUUAGACGAGCACGUGAAUGAGACUUGGC